Molecule: messenger RNA, 3867 nt
Organism: Ictalurus furcatus (blue catfish)
Lineage: Eukaryota; Metazoa; Chordata; Actinopteri; Siluriformes; Ictaluridae
Gene: slc16a9a
Product: solute carrier family 16 member 9a
Exons: 5
Coding region: 30-1388 (452 amino acids)
Biological process (GO): monocarboxylic acid transport; transmembrane transport
Molecular function (GO): monocarboxylic acid transmembrane transporter activity
Source: RefSeq, a predicted model, not a curated record
UUUCCUGGUCCAUCGUCUUCGUCUCCUUCAUGGCUCAGCUGCUGGCGUUCGGCUCUCCCCAUGCGGUGGGUGUUCUUUACCCCGAGUGGCUCAGCACCUUCAAGAAGGGCAAGAGCACCACCGCCUGGGUUGGAUCUACUGUCCUGGGGGUGGGGCUCAUCACCAGCCCGCUGUGUAGUGCGUGUGUCCAUAAUUUUGGCGCCCGGCCCGUGACCAUCUUCAGCGGCGUAAUGGUGGCAGGAGGUUUAAUGCUUAGUGCCUUCGCUUCCAACAUCAUCUUCCUCAUCUUCAGCUACGGAAUCGUUGUUGGUCUGGGUUGUGGGCUCGUCUAUGCAGCCACACUGACUAUCACCUGUCAGUAUUUUGAUAAGAGGCGUGGUCUUGCCCUGGGUAUCAUUACCACAGGAACCAGCGUGGGCGGCUUUAUGUACGCCUCUAUGCAGAACAAGCUGAUUGAGCAGUAUGGAUUGGAUGGGUGUCUACUCAUUGUUGGAGCUCUGGCACUAAACCUGAUUCCAUGUGCUGGACCCAUGCGACCUUUGAAAUUUCCUGGCUACUACGUCAAACAGAAGGCUGCUCUGAAGUGUACAGACGUGCCUCUCUAUGACAAAGAACUUGAGACGGAGCCAUCAGUGGAACAUCGGACGCCGGUAUACAUCGUCAAAAAGCGCCUCAAGCCACACACCCAAUACAUGUAUGACAUGCGUGAGUGCUUGCGGGAGCCCUUGUUUGUGGCACUCUGCGUCUCCAUCUUCCUGUACAGCCUGGGUGUAAUCCCACCCAUACUCUUCAUUGAGGACGUGGCUCAGAGCGAGGGCCUCCUCGAACAUGUUACACCCAUUCCUCUCGUCUCAAUCUCAUCUGCUGCAACGGGAGUGGGCAAGCUGGUACUGGGCAUCUUGGCAGACGUACGCUGGGUGAACAGCUUGCAACUUUAUGCCAUGACAGCGGCUGCAAUGGGUGUCACUCUGCUAUUGGUGCCUAUGUGGAAGAGUUAUGCUGGGCUUCAGGUACUCUCAGCUGCCAUUGGCUUCUUCUCAGGCAACUGGUCAAUUACAUCCUACAUCACCACGCGCCUUGUGGGCAUCGAGCGCCUUGGCCAGGCACACGGGAUCCUCAUGUGCUUCGGCGGCUUUGGGAUCAUUCUGGGACCUCCUCUCGUAGGAUCAUUCAUUGAUUGGACACAGUCGUAUGACCUGGUGUUCUACUUCACUGGGUGCUGUUUGGUCGUGAGCGGCACUGUUCCCUUCAUAACAGCCUUGCUCUGUAGGAGCAAGUUUGUUGAUCUAGUCAACAAAGAGAAGAAUGUUUUGGGUGACCUUGACUGUGACCUUGGCCCAGAACCCCAAAACCCCUCUGAAUGUAACAGAGUGACUUCUGUGGCCUAAUGACUGUGACAGACCAAGUUGGCGAUGAAGAACUAGCGCCACUAGUAGCCUCCCAUUGAUGAGCACAAAUACUCCAGCUGAUGGCCGACACACACGCACAUUAUGCACCAUGUAUGGAUGAAAUGAAAUGGCUUGUCAUACCUGGAGCAGGUUUCACAUUUGGGAUUAAAAAAAGAAUCGUGGAAAAACGGUAUCAUGUAAAGGCGAAGUCUAUGUCCCAGAUCACAUACUCCUCCUACACUAAAGUAUGGUUUCUAUAGGCAUGUGUUAUUUUACUAUUUAGUGCACUAGUAUAGGUUUGGGAUGUAGCCAAACAAACUAACCUAUCUACCUUUUUUUCCCACCUCUGUGAACCUAAAUUUUAAUAUUUUGUAGCAAAACUAUAGAAAACUACAUCAGAUUAGCUUUAUCUACAUAUCUGACAAAUGUGAAGCAAAGGAGCAGAAGUUGAGAAAUACUUAGUUUACCAUGCUUGUGCACUGAUUUGCUCAAUCAAAGAGCCAAUCAGAGAAACCUUCGUCCUGCUGCCACAUGAUGCUGAUUCAACCUGCACAAUCAGCCUAACAGGUGUCUCUACAUUUAUUCUGUCUUUCCUUCAUUUUUUCUUUCUUUUCCAUUUUUUUUUUUUUUUUUUUUUACCAGUAGCAAGUGCUAGCCAGUUAGGCGUUUGUGGUUCUAGAUUUCUUACAAAUCUUAAACUAGUCUUCUUGUUUGAAUUUUGAAUAUCUUUCUGUAUAGUACAUAUUUUAUAUCAAUGAUUAUAUUUCAAUUAAAAAGAAAUCUGUGGCUGGGAUUGGUCUAAAUUUCUUAGGGAACAGACAGAAUGGGUCUGAAUUCCUUUGGAAGUGGGUGGGAUUAGUCAAAAUUCCUUUGGAAGCAGUCACGUUCAGGAUUCCUUUGUGGGAAUGGUUAGAUUUCCUUUGGGAGCAGGCAGGAUUGGCCAGAAUUCCUUUGGGAAUGGUUGGGAUUGGCCAGAAUUCCUUUGGGAAUGGUUGGGAUUGGGCAGAAUUCCUUUGGGAAUGGUUGGGAUUGUGCAGAAUUCCUUUCGGAAUGGUUGGGAUUGGGCAGAAUUCCUUUGAGAGUAGGCAAGAUUGGUCAUAUUUCCAUUGGGAAUGUUCAGGAUUGGCCUUUUAAAGGUGCAGUUUGUAAUGGUUGGUCCACAACCUAUCCAGUCUUUUUGAAUUUGUUAAUAAGUUUGGCAACAGAGGGUGCUUCUCAUAUCUUAUUUGUGCUUCCUCGUUUCCUUUCCUCGCUUCUUUUCCUUUAGCUCUACCCGCUUAGGAUGCGAGGAGAGAGGGAUUGAAGCAAGUCGAAUGGAAUAUCCUCGCUCUCUCAAAGCGACAUCAAUGAAUGAUGACUGUGCUGAGCUGGAUGACCUCAUUGCGCUUCAGGGAUCUGCCGUUCUGUUGUUGGCGUUUAAAUGCAUUGAUAGUAUGUGAAAUGUCUGGGUUUUUCAAAAAUGAAUUAAAGAACAAUACAUAAUCUCUCACAUUUUUUUGUGCAGCUUUGCAUAUCCAAACAUGCAAGGAUCAAUUCAUUACAAUUCUCAUUGCAAGCAUAUUAUUAUUUAAUUAUAUUUCACACAGAAUUCCAUCACAUCAUCGAAGGACUUUUUGUUUGAGAUCGCAGAUGUAAAGGAGGAGGGGAAUUUAUACGUGCGUCAGGUUUUUCGACAAGAAACUCUUCCACAUAGGAUGUACCUAUGUAUCCUCGCUCGUAGAUUUCCGGGUCACAGGCUGGAGGAUGGAGGAGCGAGGAAACGAAGAAGAAUCAUUUUGAGUAUUGAGAAGCACCCAGUGUUGUGUGUGUGAUGUGCUCACCAUGUUUCCUGUUAAAGUCCAUCUCAACCUUGCCACAGCUUCCCGAUCCAGCCAUGAGAAUGAUUUCAAUACGUUCUUCUUUUCUCAAAGGCGUUCUUAAAGGCUGUCUAGAAAGAAAAAACACUAAUUUUGGAAGAUAUUUUUUUUAAUGUAGAUCAUAUACAGUGGUUCUUAUUAAAUUUACUAAAGUUAUUCUGUCAAAUGAGUGAGUGAGUGAUUUUCUUUUUGUCUUUUGUUGAUUGAUUAACAUUAAUAACACAGACAGCAGCAGGUUUAUUAGACUGCUGUCACUUUAAGACCUAACGCACAGAUCCAAUAUACUGUAUUGAAACAUCUCCGAUUUUUCCCAACUGUUUACAUACACUUAAGACAUAACCGCCUGUGUUUGCAUGAAUACUCGGCCAGACCUGCAUUUUGACAUGAUGCUUGUGUAUUUAUUUGACUGCCCAAGCCACUUUCAAGAGAACUCAAUUCGGUACUCGCACGAUGAGGGGGCUUUCUGUGCUCGCUUCAAGUGUGGCAUGGAGACAUUCGUUAAUUUAUUGUUAUCUUAAUAUUAUGUGGUUAUUUAUUUAUUAUGUUACAAAAGACGUAGACUCGACUGUACUCCAACAAUUUCCGAGUCCGUGUCAAGUUCGAGUACAAAUUUACCCGAAUGC